GAUGCACGCUUUUGUAUGUGAUUGAACGUCACAUGUUGUCAUUGGAAAUGUAUAUGAUCUAUUAAGACGCCGUCGCGAGUCAUCAUAGCCACACCUAAUUCAAGAUGUCAUUAUAGCUACUGUGCCAUCUUUUAUUAUGCUUAGCGAUAGCCUUAGUACAUGGCCUCUGCUCCCGCACAGCAGCCCACCCUGACCGUGGAGCAGACCAGAGUGGUGCUUAGUGAGGUGAUCCAGGCCUUCGCGGUCCCAGAAAACGCAGUCAGGAUGGAGGAGGCCCGGGAGAGCGCCUGCAACGACAUGGGUAAGAUGCUGCAGCUGGUGCUCCCCUUGGCCACUCAGAUUCAACAGGAAGUCAUCAAAGCUUACGGAUUCAACAAUGAAGGAGAAGGUGUCCUCAAAUUUGCCCGAUUGGUGAAGAUGUACGAAACCCAAGACCCGGAAAUAGCGGCCAUGUCGGCGAAACUCAAGUCCCUCCUCCUGCCACCACUGUCAACGCCCCCUAUAGGUGGCGCCAUUCCAGCCUCAUAGGAAGGAUCCAAGUGCCUGUAUUAAGUGAUUGUUUGCAAUAUCACCUUAAAUGUCAUUCCAUAGUUGCAUUUCAAUGAUCAAACUCCCAUCUGUCAUCAUGAAGUGAAUGUCAUUUCAUGUCCUAGAAAACUGAUAGUAAAUUGUUUGACAUUAGCGUGCAUUUGUGGUUGUAUUUAUCAACAUUUUUCCAUGAACCACAUUCCCACAUUGUUUUAUACACGAUAUGUUAAUAAAUGUUUGGUUUUAUGGA
This is a messenger RNA of Nerophis ophidion (straightnose pipefish), 778 nucleotides long. RefSeq names its product gene rich cluster, C10 gene (gene grcc10). Lineage: Eukaryota; Metazoa; Chordata; Actinopteri; Syngnathiformes; Syngnathidae. The record is from RefSeq and is a predicted model, not a curated record. The transcript has 4 exons. Bases 160 to 528 code for a protein of 122 amino acids. Gene Ontology annotation, biological process: post-embryonic development.